Syzygium oleosum is the source of this 1352-nucleotide messenger RNA. RefSeq names its product enoyl-CoA delta isomerase 2, peroxisomal-like. Gene Ontology annotation, cellular component: peroxisome. Gene Ontology annotation, molecular function: delta(3)-delta(2)-enoyl-CoA isomerase activity; enoyl-CoA hydratase activity. Lineage: Eukaryota; Viridiplantae; Streptophyta; Magnoliopsida; Myrtales; Myrtaceae. Gene Ontology annotation, biological process: fatty acid beta-oxidation. The transcript has 2 exons. The record is from RefSeq and is a predicted model, not a curated record. Bases 181 to 900 code for a protein of 239 amino acids.
UAUUUUCCACAACAAUACCCAACUACCCAAAAAAGCCAUAGAGAAAUUCGCCCCAUCCUUCGCAUAAUAUUCAACAUCGAUCGAUCGCAUCCUCCUAGCACGCAAGCCCAACGCCUCUUCCUCCCCUUCUUCUUCGCCGCCGCCGCCGCCGCUGCCGCCGUCGCCGUCGCCGUCGCCGCCAUGUGCACGCUCGAGAAACGCGGCGACGUCUUCUACCUGACCCUGACCGGAUCCGACGAGCACCGGCUCAGCCCCACCCUGAUCGCCUCCCUCCUCUCCGCCCUCGCCGAGGCCGCAUCCCAGUCCACCCGCGGCUCCGUCCUCGUCACCACCUCCGCCGGCAAGUUCUUCUCCAACGGGUUCGACCUCGCCUGGGCCCAGUCCGCCGGAUCCCCCGACGAGGCCCAGCGGCGCCUCCACCAGAUGGUCGAGGAGUUCAAGCCCGUGGUGGCGGCGCUGAUCUCGCUGCCGAUGCCCACGAUCGCCGCCGUGCAGGGGCACGCGGCGGCGGCGGGGCUGCUGCUGGCGCUGAGCCACGACUACGUGGUGAUGAGGAGCGACCGCGGGGUGCUGUACAUGAGCGAGGUGGACAUCGGGCUGUCGCUGCCGGACUACUUCGGGGCGGUGCUGAGGGCGAAGGUGGGGUCGGCGGCGGCGAGGAGGGAGGUGGUGCUGAGGGGGAGGAAGGUGAGGGGGGAGGAGGCGGUGGCGAUGGGGAUCGUGGAGGGGGCGCACGACGGCGAGGAGGGGGUGGCGGGGGCCGGCGGGCGGCUGGCGGAGGAGCUGGCGGGGAGGAGGUGGGACGGCGAGGUGUACGCCGAGAUAAGGAAGGGAUUGUACCCGGAGCUGUGUGGCGUGUUGGAGUUGACCACCAAAGUCAUCGCGACUCCUAGGCUUUGACGAGUUGGUCUGGUCUGAUGGCAAAAAGUUGCAAGUGCUGGCUUUCCUAUGUCGGUACCUCGGUGAUCGUUUUUGCCUCAUGAUCUGUGCUCCAGCCGGAUCGAUGACCCGAACCUUCCAUUUCGGGCUCUCGAAUGUUUGACGACUCAAGUUAUCCUCAUCUCGAUCUAUCAUCGUCCCAGCAGGCACAUGGAUACUUUCCUCGAUGCACGGAGUAACCGUACUCGUGGAUAGGGUAUUAGCUCAGUAAUUCGUUAAGAGGGCUUGUUUACACCAAGCAAAUGCAUUCAUGCUUUUUCUGGUUCCCACGGCUUCUCUGGCCCAUGUGCUCGAGCAAUGGUGUUUCUUCAAACCCUGCUUCUCUCUGGAGGUAUGCCGAAUUCGGGAUCCUGCCCUCCGGCAUAAUUUGAUUUCGCUGCUAAUGUUUCUCACAAGGAUUUAUAUUCCUCAAA